Messenger RNA from Myodes glareolus (Bank vole), 2207 nucleotides. It is a transcript of the gene Bcl2l10, whose product is annotated as BCL2 like 10. NCBI's taxonomy places the organism in Eukaryota, Metazoa, Chordata, Mammalia, Rodentia, Cricetidae. The record is from RefSeq and is a predicted model, not a curated record. Gene Ontology annotation, biological process: regulation of apoptotic process; intrinsic apoptotic signaling pathway in response to DNA damage; extrinsic apoptotic signaling pathway in absence of ligand. Gene Ontology annotation, molecular function: BH domain binding. Gene Ontology annotation, cellular component: mitochondrial outer membrane.
UCAAACAUGCUACAUUGUCAAGUAGGAUUGUAAACUUCUGGUCCCUCUGCCCUUGCCACUCAGGUGCUGGAACACCGCGUUUGCCAGCAUGCACCACACUGGGUGCACUAAAAUUGUAGAUGCACUGCUGGGACCAAACCCAGACCUUCUGGCAUGAGUCACAAGCACUCUACCAUCUGAGAGGUACAGCCCCAGGCCUCCAAGACCCCAUCUCUAAAAGGAUUUUUUUUUUUUUAGAAUACUGGGAAUCUAAGGUCAUCUUGGACACUGGUGAUCAUUCCUGGGUAAAACUGGCACUAUGCGUGGCCUUGGGCAUCUGGCCAGUCAAAGAUUUGCUGCCCCUGAGAAGCAGGAGAAGGAGUGCACCCCCAGAUUGCCUGGCCCCCUGCUCUGGCUUGCUCUUUGCAUAGUGUUGGCUUUGCCUUUAUAGCCUCAGCCCAGACCGUUGCUCCUCAGAGAGACCCCAGAAUGCAGAAAGCACAUUCUUCCUGCCAUCGGGGCGCUACUGUGACUUCAGCAGCCUCUUUGGACUUGAGAGUGAGAAAUGUCACAUACAUUUUUUGUCAUGUCGUUAGGAUUAUUUCAGGAGCCCUGAAAGAGUCUCAGGGACACACGACGGUUCUGGGUUUUACUUUGACACUCUAGAGAGUUCUCUUUGCCCCUCAGGGAGACUGCCCUGGAUUAAAGCAGGCUUCUAGAGAGUGUGGACAUAAAGAAGUGACCAGACAGCUGGGCACAAGUGAUCUCUGGGAAAUGGGGUAACCUCAGCUCACAGAAAGUCAAAAAGCAGCCCCAGAAGGGCCCACAAGGAAUAGAGCCCAGCAGAACUGUAACCUACCAGAGCAGGGGUCCUCAACCUGUGACCCCUUUGGGGUCCCAUAUCAGAUAGAUAUCCAGCAUAGCAGGUACUUAGGAUUCAUAACUAGCAAAAUUAUAGUUAUGAAGUAGCAACAAAAUAAUUUUAUUGUUGGGAGUCACCGCAAGGCGAGGGUCACAACGUUAGGAAUGUUGAAUGUACAAGAGACUUGGUCAAGGGAGGCCUGCAGGGAUUCUAGGGAGCGUAGCUGGUAGGUCAGAGACAAGCAAGAGUCAGGGGCAGGGCCUGCAUUGCCUCCUCCACCUUAGGACAGCUGCUUUGCAAAAUUAUUUAUAUAUCUUCACUUUCCCAACAAGUGGGCCCAGUUCAUAGCAAGUUAAGAUGUAAUUUCUACCCCGGCCUGAUGGCACAAGCCUGUAAUUCCAGAGAUUCAGGAGGCCGAGGUAGGAGAAUGACAAUUCUAAGGCCUACCAACACCUAGAAAGUUCCAGAACCCCGCUAAUUCUUAAUCCUUCAGGCAAAUGAUAAGCAGUAACCCGAGGGUCCCACGUUGUUCUUGUUUGCUCCAUCACGAGCCUCUCACCCUGCAACAGGUGCAAGUGAGAUUCCCAAUCAUCUGGGGGGGUGGAGGCCGGAAGCCGCUGGGCCUUGAAAGCCGGCUGGGUUGGGCCGGGUGCAGAGGCCUAAGGAUGGACGACCCAUUGCAGGAACGCACGAGACGGCUGGUGACAGACUUCUUGACGUUCUGUGCUCGGGAGCCAGGUGUCCCCGAGUCACCGCCCACAUCGGUCGAGGCGGAAUUGCUGCGCUCUCUGGCAGCACGGAUGCAACGGCAGCACGAGGCUUUCUUCUCCACCUUCUUUGGCUACCAGGGCAACCGCGUGGAGCUGGUGAGACAGAUGGCGGAUGGGAUGUUCUCCGAUGGCCAAAACUUCAACUGGGGCCGCCUGGUGCUGCUCUUGACCUUCGCGGGGACGCUUCUGAAUCAAAACCAUAGCCAGGCGACCAGGCAGAAGACUGGUCUGAACAAUCAAACGCAAGUGACCCGAGACUGCCAUCUCAUAGUGGACUUACUGUGUAGUCGGCUCCUGAGACAGCGUCGCUUGUGGCUGGAGGCUCAUGACGGCUGGGAUGGCUUUUGCGAUUUCUUCAGGAGCCCCUUCCCAGUCAUUGUUUGGAGGAGAGUGCUCAUCAAGGCGUUUCUGUCCAGCAUCAUCGCGACGACCAUCCUGUAUAUCUGGAAAAAGUUUUAAGUUUUAAAAUUUUAAAAACGAUUUUACCUGCUUGACUGUGACCCGCUAAGGGACCGUUUUAGAUGGCCGGAGAAGAACUGAGGAAAUCCUCCUGCCUAGAGACAUUUUUACCUGCACGCUGCAUGGAGUCCUGGGGU